Molecule: messenger RNA, 2424 nt
Organism: Aspergillus puulaauensis
Lineage: Eukaryota; Fungi; Ascomycota; Eurotiomycetes; Eurotiales; Aspergillaceae
Exons: 3
Coding region: 1-2424 (807 amino acids)
Source: RefSeq, a predicted model, not a curated record
AUGAAAUACCUCAGUGCGAGCCAGAGGCACGAAUUGGCGGGCGAUUAUUUCGCCCCGGAGGGCCUGUAUGAGUAUACGAAGAGUCUGCCCUUUGUCGGUCAAGUGAAGAGCAAUGCGACCUCCAUUGUCGCUGGCGAGUGGACCGAAAUCAUCAUGGACUAUGAAGUUGGUGCGUCGGGACUUGCGGAUGGGGCAUGGAUAAAAGCAACCUUCAAGUUCUAUUCUGACUGGGCCCUGUUUCAAACGUCAGAUCCCACAAAGGACAACUAUAUCAGCGCUGAAUAUGUACCGAACAAGCUGUUCCCGGGGCAGACCCCGGCCACGGUGCAGUCGCUGGGAAUCCGGUUUGAUCAGAAGGGCCAUGAGAGGCCGUUCCAGAAGGCCGUCAUUGUCGACAUUCACGACGGCUAUCUGAAUCCUGGUGAUAGGAUUUUGAUUCGCCUCGGCGAUCGCCGAUUCGGAAGCAGAGGGACACGAGCGCAGACUUUCGUUGAGAAGGACUUUCGCUGGAGGUUCUACAUUGACCCCGUUGGGACCUCCCGGUUUGCACCUAUCCAGCCUGACAUAUCCUGGAGUAUCACCGCGGGCCCUGUUCAUCGUGUUCAAGCUGUGUCACCGAGGCUACUCCGACCAAAUGUUCCAUUCGCGAUCCAUGCGCACGCAGAGGAUCUGUGGGGGAACGUAACGAGCGACUUGCCGGACCAUUCAUUCAACCUGCAAGUUUUAACUGAGGAUUCAACGGUCAUUAUCGACAAAGAAACCUCUGUCGCAUCGCCAGGCUGGACGAAUGCUGUUUUUUCCGACCUUGCCCUGGAAUCUGACGGUGACUAUAAAGUGCAGGUCACAUUGAGGGCUCAAGAUGGGAUAGCUUUGGCAACCAGCAGCUCCCACCUCAGCGUGUUCUCUGACCUAUCCGUUCCCAAAAUACUCUUCGGUGAUCUCCAUGUCCACUCGGACGACACCGUCGGCACCGAGUCAUCCAGCUACAACUUCUCCUACGGCCGCGAGAUCGCCGGACUCGACGUCCUCGGCUACACGGCCAACGACUUCCAAAUCACUAAAGGCCGGUGGGAUGCCACAACCGAGCUCAUCAAAUCCCUCAACGAGCCUGGCAGGUUUGUGAUAUUCCCGGGCACAGAAUGGUGCGGGAACUCCGCUGCAGGAGGCGACCACAACGUUGUCUUCCUGGGUGACCCGGAGUCUCAGCCGCCCGAGUUCCCGCUUGACAGGAAUGGCAAUGUCGCUCGCUCGUUCGAGUGGUCCGAGCAUGGCCCUAAGGAUCUUGUGCCCGGCGCUUGGCCGCUGGACGAAGUGUACUCCACGUACGCGAGGGAUGCAGACUCACACCUCCUGAUCCCGCAUGUUGGCGGUCGUCGAUGCAACCUUGCCUGGCAUCAUCCGAAACUGGAACGAUUGGUAGAAAUCGGAAGUGCCUGGGGUCAAUUCGAAUGGCUUCUGCGCGAUGCCGUGCGGAGGGGUUGGAAGCUUGGUGUUUGUGCUAACUCCGAUGAGCAUCGUGGGCGAUGCGGAGGCGGAGUCCCAGGCACAGCUGUCUUUGGGACUCGGGGUGGUCUGACUGGGAUUUUGGCUCCUCGGCUCCAGCAUCAGGAUGUGGCCAGUUCCUUGCGUAGCAGGCAGACAUUUGCAACUACAGGCCAACGACUUGUUGGGCUUGUUUCGACCAAAGACGGGUCUGUCAUGCAGGGGAACGAAGUCCAAGUACCGAGAAAACAGCCAGUGGAGUUUAACUAUCAUUUCCUAGGCGAGAAGGGCUUUUCGUCAAUCGAGGCCUUCGAUGCCACGGGCCUGAUCUGGAGUCGCAACUUUUGGACAGAAUCCACUGCACCAGCAAAGAUAUUAAGAGUUACAUGGGGUGGAGCGAGACUUUACGACCGAUACCGAGAGGCUAUAUGGAACGGACAGAUCACGCUUUCAGAUGGUGCGCGGCCGGAGAGAAUUCUUCCAUUUGGGGGACUCGAGGAUAGCCCGGAAGAUUAUGCCCGGGCAAAUGAUGGCCACAACGUGGAAUUCUCGAGCAAAACAAGCGGGGACCUGGACGGCGUGAAUAUUAUUCUACAGGGCGACAAGAAACCGUCCACUGUGACUGUUUCUGGCUCGCUCGGCGGGUAUGUUAAGGUUGGUGAUGCGCUUGCUGGGAACCCGCAUAAGCCCCAGCCGACGUUUACCAUUGAGGCAUCCUGGGAGGAGGCUGUGAAGCCGGGGGGUAAGGCGAUUGAAAUCCGUGGUGGUGCCGAAUUGUUUGUUCGUAUUGAGGCGAUUCCUGACGUGGAGUUGCCACGGCGAGUCCAAGGAGACGUGACAAUUGAGGGCCAGACAGAAGGAACUCGCGCUGUCUACUUUGUGGGUCGAGAAUGGAGCGGGGAGAAGGUUGUUACAAGUCCGAUUUUCGUGUCAUAUAUCUAG